GGAGGCACUGGAGCGUGUGCGCUACUAUCCCGCGCCCUGGGCGGCCGCCCGGCCCCGCCCAGGGUCACAGAGCUGCCGGCCUCUCGGCUGCCGCCGGGUUGGAGAUGGAGGCGGGAGCACGCGGCGGCGGGGCGCGGGGCUUCCCGUGCCCAGCCCCGGGAACUCCCUCGGGUCCAAGGUGUGCUCGGAGUGAGGAUGUGCUCGGGCCUCUGCGUUUGCUGUCCGGCUGUGGGGUGUACCAACAAACACACCAUAGGAGCUUUGUGGAUUCAAAGGAUUUGCUUUCGCUUCUGAAAGAGCCGCUAUUCUUUGAUGAUUGGGUAGCGGCAAACUUCAAAGCCAUAAAUCUUCCCUCUGACUGGCUGGCGGCCCAGCAAAGUCCUUAUCAAAUUCUUGGAGCCAGCGGCCCGCAAGCCGUAGCCAUGGCCGCCGUGGCCGUCCUCCGGAACGACUCUCUGCAAGCCUUCCUCCAGGACCGCACCCCCAGCGCCUCCCCGGACCUGGGCAAGCAUUCGCCCCUGGCGCUGCUAGCCGCCACCUGUAGCCGUAUCGGCCAGCCGGGCGCCACGGCGCCCCCGGAUUUCCUGCAGGUGUCCUACGACCCCGCGCUGGGCUCGCCCUCCCGGCUCUUUCACCCGUGGACCGCUGACAUGCCGGCGCACUCGCCCGGCGCGCUGCCGCCCCCGCACCCCAGCCUGGGGCUGACACCACAGAAAACGCACCUGCAGCCGUCCUUCGGGGCGGCGCACGAGCUGCCGCUUACACCCCCUGCCGACCCCUCGUACCCCUACGAGUUCUCGCCGGUCAAGAUGCUGCCCUCGAGCAUGGCGGCGCUGCCCGCCAGCUGCGCGCCCGCCUACGUGCCCUACGCGGCCCAGGCCGCGCUGCCCCCCGGCUACUCCAACUUGCUGCCCCCGCCGCCGCCGCCACCGCCGCCCACGUGCCGCCAGCUGUCCCCCAACUCGGCCCCCGACGACCUCCCGUGGUGGAGUAUCCCGCAGGCCGGCAGCGGUCCGGGAACCUCGGGGGUUCCAGGGGGCAGCCUCUCUGGCCCCUGCGCCGGGGGCCCCCACGCGCCGCGCUUCCCCGCUUCGGCGGCCGCCGCUGCAGCCGCCGCCGCCGCGCUGCAGCGGGGCCUGGUGUUGGGCCCGUCGGACUUCGCGCAGUACCAGAGCCAAAUCGCUGCGCUGCUGCAAACCAAGGCCCCCCUGGCGGCCACGGCCAGGAGGUGCCGCCGCUGCCGCUGCCCCAACUGCCAAGCGGCGGGCGGCGCCCCGGAGGCAGAGCCGGGCAAGAAGAAGCAGCAUGUGUGCCACGUGCCGGGCUGCGGCAAGGUGUACGGCAAGACGUCGCACCUGAAGGCGCACCUGCGCUGGCACACGGGCGAGCGGCCCUUCGUGUGCAACUGGCUCUUCUGCGGUAAGAGCUUCACUCGCUCGGACGAGCUGCAGCGGCACCUGCGGACUCACACGGGCGAGAAGCGCUUCGCCUGCCCCGAGUGCGGCAAGCGCUUCAUGCGCAGCGACCACCUCGCCAAGCACGUCAAGACGCACCAGAAUAAGAAGCUCAAAGUUGCUGAGGCUGGAGUAAAGCGGGAGGACCCGCGGGACCUGUAAGCCCACCUGGGGGCCACCUCUCCCGCCUCGGGUUCCCUACCCAGCACCUCUUCGGGGAGGUUCGGGGGUGGGGGGUGCUGUGGGCAGCCGGCCAAGGGGAGACCCAACAGAGGCACUUGCCCCUUCCUGCUCGCCCGCCUCCCAGAGCGACGCCAGGCCUCCAGCUUCCUGGCCGGCCUGCGGACGGGACCCUGCAUCCGGGAGGAGCAGGGGUGGUAGAGAUGAGAGCUCGGCGCCAGGAAAACGAGGCUCUGAACCAUUUCCCCCCAAUCUGGGAGACCUGCAUUUAGGGGGACCCACCCUGGGCUGACCUUUGUGUAUAGCAGACGCUACUGAAAUCAAAACGGAAGGACCUUGAGAGAUUUGAAAUAGUGCUCGAGUUUUUUGCUAGGACUGGGCCGGGCUCUGUACAGGUUAUUUAAUAGCUUUCUUAAUAAUUAUAAUAACAUUAAUUAAAAUGUUACUUUUGUCCUCAGCUCCAUGCAGAGCUACAGCAUGAAUUGUCUCUGUAAAGCAAUCAGCAGUUGCAGCGUGAAAAUAAAUACGUUAACUCCGGGGUCACCUCGGCAAGACCCCGCUGAGCCUGUCUCACUUGAUCUUUUCUUCUUCCGGGAGGCUUUACAAAGCGGUCAGGUUUCGCCAGGAAUUUGAAGGCUCCUGUGGGCUGCCUCUGUCCGAGGCUUCUUUGGUUUGGAAGGUUCUGGGCACGUAAGUUGGGCGCAAAGAUGCGAAAAGUAGGAGAGCAGGGUCAGUUUUGUGGUUAAGAGGUUAGGGUAAGAUUUUCCCAUCACACCUUGAGUUUCUCGCGCGGCCUUAGGACUUGACCGGAGACUGUCGGGCUUCUUUUAAAAGUUGAUACCUGCUGGACGUACAGUACGCGAUCUUUUUA
Messenger RNA from Cervus elaphus (red deer), 2505 nucleotides. RefSeq names its product Sp5 transcription factor (gene SP5). The record is from RefSeq and is a predicted model, not a curated record. Lineage: Eukaryota; Metazoa; Chordata; Mammalia; Artiodactyla; Cervidae. Gene Ontology annotation, molecular function: DNA-binding transcription factor activity, RNA polymerase II-specific; RNA polymerase II cis-regulatory region sequence-specific DNA binding. The transcript is spliced from 4 exons. Gene Ontology annotation, biological process: regulation of transcription by RNA polymerase II. The coding region runs from base 105 to 1616 and encodes 503 amino acids.